This is a messenger RNA of Anisakis simplex (herring worm), 426 nucleotides long. NCBI's taxonomy places the organism in Eukaryota, Metazoa, Nematoda, Chromadorea, Rhabditida, Anisakidae. The record is from the annotation of a GenBank genome assembly.
GUGAAAGGUGCACAUUUGACAGUGUCAUUGGGUAGAGACCGUUAUGUGAUGGACGUGUACGAAUCGUCGCUUAAGAAUAUUGCCGAUGAAUCGCCACCGCCAAACGUUUGCAUAUUGGGUUUGAUGAGCAAUUCAGUUGAACAAGCCAUUGAUGCUAUCAAGUGCAUUCAAAACGUGAGCAGCACUAUUGCAUUCACAGCAAUAUGCUCGUCAAAACCGACGAACACACCAAUAAUAUUGGUGGCUUACAAAGAGUCGAAAGAACCGAAAGGGCAAUGCAGUGCGCCUGAACUCGAGCAAAAGCUAGCGCAACUGUCGUAUGCAAUCAACGCUCAUCGAUGUCUGGAUUGCUCGGCUAUUAAUAGGGUGUGCCAACCUUCUUUUUUUUUCCUUUCAUUCGCAUCAACUGAUUGGUUUGAGCAGUAA